Molecule: messenger RNA, 2836 nt
Organism: Syngnathoides biaculeatus (alligator pipefish)
Lineage: Eukaryota; Metazoa; Chordata; Actinopteri; Syngnathiformes; Syngnathidae
Product: oxidation resistance protein 1
Exons: 16
Coding region: 273-2474 (733 amino acids)
Biological process (GO): regulation of transcription by RNA polymerase II; response to oxidative stress
Cellular component (GO): nucleus
Source: RefSeq, a predicted model, not a curated record
ACUUCCGCUUUAGCAGGAAGUCGGUCGUGCUCAUGAGAAGAACCGCAGAGAGUCAGUGGGAGGACAGUGAACGCAGCAAUGUCUUGGCUUGCGAUGAUAUCAUAACACUGCAAUCACAGGACCGUGGCUAUCGGCCUCCCUCUGCGAGUGACCGAUGAUGUAGAGCGGGAGAGAGGAAAAAAAGCAGGCCAGUCAUGGGGAAUUAGAGGAGAAGGAAGGAUGCCAGUUGAACCCCCUCAUCCCUCUACAGUGGGACCGCAGCCAGCGUCAGGAUGGCUCAGUCUAUGAGGAGGGUGGACAUCUCCGUGGACCACAAGCCGCAGAGGGACAAGACACGGACCGGCUACUUCGGGAAUGUGAAGACCAGGCUGGGCUCAAAGUUGCCCUCGGUGCUCUCUCAGCCUUCGCAGUUCGCCACCCGGCCCCUGGACACUCAACCUCAGGCCCGAGGCUUGCAGGAGGCUUCAGCCGGCAACCAGCAGCAGCAGCAUCAUCAUCAUCAGAACCAAAACCCACGUGGCCGACCUCUGGACCACAUCCCGCACAUCAGAAACCCGAUACUGCGGCAGUAUUAUCUGCAAGGCGGCUCAUGGGACGGCAACACCGCUGUGAAGCAAGAUCCAAUGGGACCGUUGUCACAUGACGGAAAAAGCACGGAUGAGUCAGUGUUCAGCAUCUCAUCCCGCUUCAGCGGCGGUGACACAGCUCCCCGUUCCCACUCCCGGUCACAAUCGUCACCUUUGUGCUCUUCCCUCGCCCGCACGGAGAAGCAGCAAGCAGACGAGGGCAAGAGCACCGUUGAAGGCGACCCGGACGCUCCAAAGGAGAAGAGGACGCCGGAGACGCUUCCAGAUCCUUUGGAUCGACUUGCUGCUCCUGCCCAGUCACCCUUGCCGGAAGCGGAAUAUGACAAACUACUGGAUGUGGAGGCGGUCCCCAUGCCCGACGGACAGCUCUGCCUUUUGGCUCUACCGCCUGAGUGCUGUCAGGGGGAGGGUCCAGACGCGACCCCUUAUCUCAAAUUGUUCUGCCGCCACAUCACUGACCGCAAGGGUGUGGUUUCCGGCAUCCUCCUGGUGACAAAGAAUAAGCUUUUCUUCGACCCGUGCAAGACGCACCCGCUGGUGAAAGAGCAUGGCUGUGAGGAUUACCUCCUGUCGUUGUCCGUGGACAAGCUGGCAUCUGUCUCCUUCUUCUCAGACAUCUCGCAUGUUCACUUCCACUACUCCCAGCGCAGGAGAAAAGGGAAGAAACUUUUCCAUAGGCUGACCAAUUCCAAAAGCCAGGAUCAGAAGGCGGAGUCGGUUUCACUUCUGGCACCUGCAGCUCUCUCGAGUUUGAAUCUCAAAAAGGAGGCUACAGCGGGAAGUGGCCAAACGGACAGUAGAAACAUGUCUGAGGAACAGCUCGAUAAGAACCCAGCCGAGAUGUUAGAAGAUACUGGAGGAGCUCUUGGGGUGGCUGCCACCUUCUGCUGCGGCGCUUCAGAGGCGGCCAGUCAAGUGAAGACGGAUGAGGCGCAGUCGUCUUCUGUCGGGAGUCAGCCCACAGCGCCGUUUGGGUCCUCGGCAGAAAGCCCCCGGUGUGUCAUGUUUGUGCGGCUGCGGGUUCAGUCGUCAACUGGAAAGAAAAAGCACGGCGGAGGGUUUCAGUUUGGCAUAACUGAAGCGAGCGCCGUAAGACGGGAAGCUUGGAUCGCCCUAUCACAGGAGAGCUCCAACGAGCUCCACGCCUUCCUCAAGGAACGUCGCCCCGACUUGUGCCUGCUCAAGGGAGGAGGAGUACAAGACGGGGAGGCGGAUAACGACGAAGAGGAGUUCGUACUGGUGGAGGACGACGACGACGAAGAGGAGGGGGAAGCGUUACAGAAGCAGUAUAGCUCGGGGGACGACUGGGAGAUGGUGUUGAUGGAGGACAACAGGGAUAAGCCAGGGCUGCUCACUGACCGGGACCCUGAAGGACUUCAUGCUAUUGUGGAGAAAAGUCACAUUUUGGAAGCCUCGCAUGUCAGAGAGCUGUUCAAGGAGUUGCCCCCCAAGACUGUGGGCCACACUUGGCAGCUGGCCUACAGCACGUCUCUCCACGGCUCCAGCCUCCGGUCCCUCUACCGCAAAGUGAGCGCCACGGACUCGCCCGCUCUCGUCGUCAUAAAAGACUCUCUGGACGAGGUAUUCGGGGCUUUCCUGUCGCACCCGCUGAGGAUUAGUGAGGCGUUUUACGGCACGGGAGAAACCUUUCUCUUCAUGUUGCGUCCUCGAUUCAAGUGCUUCAGGUGGACUGGGGAAAAUUCCUUUUUCAUUAAAGGGGACUUGGACUCAUUCGCCAUUGGCGGAGGAAGCGGUCACUUCGGUCUGUGGGUGGAUGAGAAUCUCUACCAAGGCCGCAGCAGCCCCUGUUACACCUUCAAUAACUGUUGCCUCUCAGAAACCGACGACUUCCGAGUCAUGGAGCUGGAGGUGUGGACGUUCAGCUGAGGCGUCUUCACUGGUCACUUGCUGCGACUGACAUAGAGUUUCAAUGUGGCUGUCAUUUCAUAGUACCGGUCAGGUCAAAUGGAUGAGUCAAGACUUUGGAGCACAGGCUGCUAGAAGGGACAAUUUCAUGGAUGACUUAUUCCUGCGGGCACACUUUCAGACUUUGAACUUUGCGCCAUGUGUGAAUCAGUCGUGCAUCUUCACGCCCAGCCCUGUAAACAUUUAAGUUUGUAUAGAAUGCUCUUGAACAGUGUCAUAUUGUGUACUAAUACUCGCGUGUUACAUAGGCUAAAGCUCCCUUCUUGACAGAAUGCCGUCAAGUGUCACAGGCUGAGUAAAAUACAAUCUGUACUUAGAAUUUA